AUGAAGUUCGCAACUCUCCUUGCAUUCAGCGCAUCGGUAUAUGGCAUCGCAUUCGACGGACCCCUACCCACACCGGUCACCGAUCUCGUAUAUGCCGCCCUCAACGGCUUCACACCCAAACCCACACCCGCACUCCCCGAGCUCUUCCGCCGACAAAAACCCUCUUCGAAUCCUGCAGUCUGCGGGUUCCUCAAUGGCGAUGGAGGAUUCCCCCUCUCCUGCACCGCAGCAUCAACAUGCCUCUCCUCAUCUUCCGCAAACUGGUUCGGAUGCUGCGCAUCCUCGUCCUGCGCCCCGAUAACCCGCUGCGUCAACUCGGCGUCGCUGGCCUCCUGUCUUGACGAUAAGUCGUGCUUCGACGAUCCCGGCGCCAUGGCGUGCAGUGCGUCCGACGCCCCGUUCUGCGUCAACAUGUUCGCGGGCAGUUUGAGCCAUUGGGUCUGUGGCGCGACGGAGACGAGUGUGCCGGUCAUGGCGGCUGCGAGUACGUCGCGCGAUGCGAGUAGGAUUGUGCAGGGUGCGAAGAGUACGGUGGGCGGAUUGAGGGCGACGACAACGUUAGCUGGGGAGGCGCCUGCCAGCGCGAGUGCGGUGUCGACGGGCGGAGGGGCGGUAAGGACGGCGGGGGCGAUGGUGGGUGUUGCUGUUGGUGCGGUUGUGAUGCUCCUAUGA
This is a messenger RNA of Parastagonospora nodorum SN15, 672 nucleotides long. RefSeq lists its product as hypothetical. Lineage: Eukaryota; Fungi; Ascomycota; Dothideomycetes; Pleosporales; Phaeosphaeriaceae. The transcript has 2 exons. The record is from RefSeq and is a predicted model, not a curated record. The coding region runs from base 1 to 672 and encodes 223 amino acids.